AUGUCGUCUUCAACAUAUAUACCGAAAAGUAACCAGUAUAGUGCAAUUCCCCAGGCUGAAGAAGCCGCGGAAGAAGAUAUCGAUGAUACUAGAUCGGCAAAUACAUUAAUACCGGAACCACCACGAGACAAGAAGACCAAUUCCCGUUCGGCACAAUAUAGCAAGCUAAACACGAGCGAGGAAUUUGAUUUUGGAGGAGAAGAAGAAGAAGAAGGGAGAAUAGGUGAAGGCGAAGGGGAAGAAAUCGAGUUGGAAACACUAGAUAAUCUCGAUUAUGAAGUAGAUAUCGAAGAAGAAGAAGCAGCCAGCACCAUUUCUACCACCAUUAUUGGCUCUUCAAACAUGAAAAUGGCAUUUAUGAAUAUGACAAACUCGAUACUAGGCGCUGGUAUAAUUGGCCAGCCUUUAGCUUUUAAAAACAGUGGCUUUUUAGGUGGGAUUCUUGUCAUGAUUCUACUCACCAUGUUGAUUGACUGGACCUUAUGUCUUAUUGUACGCAACUCCAUAUUGGCACAACGGGCCAAAUCGUAUCAAGAUACGGUCAAGUACUGUUUUGGGUUGCCAGGGAAGAUUGUGUUGCUUUUGGCAAUCAGUUCUUUUGCUUAUGGUGGAUGUAUGGCCUUUUGCGUCAUCAUUGGCGAUACCAUCCCUCAUGUGCUCAAGACCUUUAUACCUCAAUCUGUAACUAGUGGCGGCUGGGCAUGGUUAUUUCAUCGCAAUACAAUUAUUGUUGUUUUCACAUGUUGCAUAUCGUACCCUUUAAGUUUGAACCGAGAUAUUUCGAAAUUAGCCAAGGCCUCGGCAUUUGCACUAUUUGGGAUGUUGGUCAUUGUUGUGCUUACUGUUGCUCGUGCACCAUAUGUAUCGUCUGAUUUGAGAGGCACCAUUGCAAAGCAUGAAUGGUUUAUCAACUACAAUAUAUUUCAAGGAAUCUCAGUUAUUUCAUUUGCAUUGGUUUGUCACCAUAAUACCAUGUUUAUAUAUCAAUCUAUGAAGAACCCGCUGUUGGCAAAGUUCACUAAACUUACUCAUUUCUCGUGUUCAAUUUCCAUGGUAUUCUGUAUGAUUAUGGGUCUCAAUGGGUUUGUUAAUUUUGGAAAUCUAACAAAGGGGAAUAUAUUAAAUAACUUCAAAAGUAAUGACAACUGGAUUAAUGUAGCUCGAUUUUGUUUUGGGUUGAACAUGUUAACUACAUUCCCUUUGGAGAUAUUUGUAGUAAGAGAUGUAAUUAAGGAUAUUUUACUAACACGCAAAGUGAAACGUGAAGGUGUUUCAAGUGCUUCCGAUUUGGAAUUAUCUACAAAGCAGCAUUUCAUAAUCACAUCAAUAUUGGUUUUCAGUUCGAUGAGUGUUAGUUUAUUUACAUGUAAUUUAGGUAUGAUUUUGGAGUUGAUAGGAGCCACCUCUGCCAGUCUUAUGGCUUAUAUUAUACCGCCAAUGUGUUAUUAUAAAUUAUCGUGGUUACAAUUGGAUUGGGCAAGCGUCACCAAACAAGAAAGAAGAACGUUUAUUUUAUCAAAAGCAGUACCUAGUAUCGCGUGUAUCUUGUUUGGAUUCACAGUAAUGUUUAUUUCAUCAGGAAUGACCAUUAGAGAUGCUAUUUUGAACAAAGAUACGAGUGAUCAUUGCGUUGUGGAUUAG
Molecule: messenger RNA, 1641 nt
Organism: Lodderomyces oxycetoniae
Lineage: Eukaryota; Fungi; Ascomycota; Pichiomycetes; Serinales; Debaryomycetaceae
Exons: 1
Coding region: 1-1641 (546 amino acids)
Biological process (GO): amino acid transmembrane transport
Cellular component (GO): endoplasmic reticulum
Molecular function (GO): L-amino acid transmembrane transporter activity
Source: RefSeq, a predicted model, not a curated record